Messenger RNA from Anisakis simplex (herring worm), 963 nucleotides. The record is from the annotation of a GenBank genome assembly. NCBI's taxonomy places the organism in Eukaryota, Metazoa, Nematoda, Chromadorea, Rhabditida, Anisakidae.
AUGCAUUUUCANAGGACUUGUAACUUCACGAGACAAUGGAAACUACGCAAUUCUGUUGCGAUGGACUCAAAACGAAAGAUUACAAUAGGCGUUAAACGACCUCUGUGUAAUGAUGCGAAUGAGGAGGCGCCUCCGUCAAAACUCUCGUCAAUGCUGGUCUUCAUCGAUAAUUCCGGCCAACCAACGAUCUCAACGUCGCCGUCCCCGUUGCUAGUUCCAAUUUAUUUGAAUGAGAGCGAAAGUGAAGUGGAUCGACUGAAGCGUAAACAUGCCAUGCAUACACCACCUCCUGAGUUGCUACAGCGAAUAGCCCAUUGUUUCAAGCAUGCCACAGUGGAAACAUUCCGGCUGAAAGACUUGCGAAUCACUGACGAAUUCGUCGAUCUUAUGACUGAAACGUUCAGAAAGCAACCGAUCCAGUGCAAUGCGUUGAAAAUGAAUUUCUGCAAGCUCACUUAUUGCACACCACAAAAAUUUGCUAAACUUAUCAAAAUGUUCAAAAUAAACGCCAUUUCAAUGGCAUGGAUUCGUGGUAAUGACGAGCAUAUGUCAACGCCAGAAAUCGCUGAAUCAAUAUGUAACCAUUGCAAAAUGAUCGAUAUUUGCUCGGUCACUGACGAGAUUACAACGCAUAAUACUGAAUUUUUUAAAACAUUCCUCAACAAUCCACAUUCCGAGAAAAUCAUUCGUCUGGAUAGCUGUUCUGUUUCCGAUGCGGCGAUUAUUGACGCUAUUAAGGAGUGGAGAACCUCAUCAAAAAUAUUAUUUCGGAAUAUAUCACUCUCACAUUCUACAGAAUACCCAACCUAUUUGCGAACCUAUAAUAAGGUAAAAUCGUAUCUGGCAAGGUUGCCAUAUUCAGAUGGUUCAUAUUGGGUGAAACAUCCGACUCUACCGAACACACUGAGAGUCUGGUGGGACGGAGGUAUUCAUCUAGUCAGUACGCCGAAUUAUGUUAGCUGA